GUACUACUCAUUCAUUCAUUUCGGACAACCAACUUGCGACCAAAGAAAGCAAAUCAAGACUCGAGUCUUUAAGCACCAACCACUCCUUUGGUCUGUGUCUUUAAAACAAUAAUUAAAUAUAUUUUUAAUGGACUGUUCUUCGUUUCUCGACAUAUCUCUCAAUCUCAACACCAACACGAUCGAUCGUAGUUUCCCGGCAAAACUUCCGAAGAAGGAGGUCAAGGUUUCAACUUCUGCUGAUUUUAAAAGGAAAUGGGUUGUCAAAGACGAGAGCGCAAUUGAGUUAAGAGAGGAGCUAAACAGAGUCAACUCAGAGAACAAGAAGCUAACAGAGACGCUUGCAACAGUCUACGAGAAGUACAACGCAUUACAACAUUAUUUGGAGAAGCUUCAGAGUCGACAAAGCCCUGAUAUAGAUCAGAUCGAACAACCGACAAAGAAAAGAAAACAAGAUUCGGAUGAUGCGUCCUUAAGCCUUCUUAAUGGACUCAGUAGUGGAAAAACUGACAACAUCUCCAGUAACGAAGAUCUUCAUCAGCAAAAAAAUCAGAUUCUUUCAUUCAAUGGACCAGUAUCUGAUAACUUCAACAAAGCAAAGAUUUCAACAGUCUACUUUCCUACUGUUUCUUCCGACACAAGCUUGACCGUAAAAGAUGGGUAUCAAUGGAGGAAAUACGGACAAAAAGUUACUAGAGAUAACCCUUCACCAAGGGCUUACUUUAGAUGCUCGUUUGCGCCUUCUUGUCCAGUGAAAAAGAAGGUGCAACGCAGCGCAGAGGAUCCUUCAGUACUGGUUGCUACAUACGAAGGGACGCAUAACCACUUAGGUCCAAACGCUUCUGAAGGGGAUGCUACAAGCCAAGUUGGAUCAAGAACUGUGACUCUGGAUAUGGUUCACGGUGGUCAUAGAUUAGCUUUGGAGAAGAACGAAAGGGAGACGAUGCAAGAGGUUCUAGUUCAGCAGAUGGCGUCUUCGUUAACGAAAGAUUCAAGGUUUACAGCUGCUCUUGCGGCUGCUAUAUCUGGGAGGUUGAUGGAGCAGUCUAGAACAUGAAGCUUUCAGUGAAUUUCUGUCUUGGUUUAUCGUCCCUAGAAAUAGGAGUGGCUAAUUUCUUUCAAAAUUUUAUCUUUUACUUGGGAGAAAAAGAUGGAAACGUUAGUGUACAUAAAUAUUGUAACUAACUACAUGAAAAAUCAUAAGCAAUCAAGAAAAUUUAAAUGUUAGUUGUUUUAAAAUGGUUA
Messenger RNA from Raphanus sativus (radish), 1242 nucleotides. RefSeq names its product WRKY transcription factor 18-like. Gene Ontology annotation, biological process: regulation of DNA-templated transcription. Gene Ontology annotation, molecular function: DNA-binding transcription factor activity; sequence-specific DNA binding. The transcript has 5 exons. Lineage: Eukaryota; Viridiplantae; Streptophyta; Magnoliopsida; Brassicales; Brassicaceae. The record is from RefSeq and is a predicted model, not a curated record. The coding region runs from base 128 to 1054 and encodes 308 amino acids.